Molecule: messenger RNA, 1371 nt
Organism: Colletotrichum chrysophilum
Lineage: Eukaryota; Fungi; Ascomycota; Sordariomycetes; Glomerellales; Glomerellaceae
Exons: 4
Coding region: 1-1371 (456 amino acids)
Biological process (GO): amino acid transmembrane transport
Cellular component (GO): membrane
Molecular function (GO): amino acid transmembrane transporter activity
Source: RefSeq, a predicted model, not a curated record
AUGGCGGACUUGAAAGCUGAGUCAAAAGACGACAAUGCGUUGAAGCAAACAUCGACUGCCCACGAUGGGGAGAUAGCGCCUACUACGGGCGGCGGACCCGGCCUGCAUAGAGGGCUAUCAGGCCGUCACUUGAUGAUGCUCGCUAUUGGCGGUGUCAUUGGGCCUGGGUACUUUGUGGGAAUGGGCACGGGUUUGACGAGCGCCGGGCCGGCGGGUCUUCUUCUCUGCUUCACGGUUGUCGGCGUGCUGCUCUGGGCUGUUAUGCAGUCUCUGGGCGAGCUUGGUGCUUUCAUUCCACUGUGGUUCUUCCUCGCCUUCACCCUCCUCGGCGUCAAAUCCUUCGGCGAAGCAGAGUUUUGGCUGGCCCUCGUCAAAAUCCUCGCCAUCUUCGCCUUCUUCCUCUGCGCGAUUCUCAUAACAUCCGGCGUCCUCGGCGGCGAGAAGAUUGGGUUCAAGUUCUACCAUGACCCCGGCGCGUUCGCCGACGGCGCUAAAGGCGUCUUCAAAGUCUUCGUAUUUGCAGCGCUGCAGUACAGCGGCACCGAAAUGAUCGGACUCACUGCAGGAGAGUCGGCCAACCCAGCGCGCGACGUGCCCAAGGCCGUUAAAUCCGUACUCUGGCGCAUCUGCGGCAUCUUCCUGCUGGGCAUAUUCUUUCUUACCAUUACCGUGCCAUACAACGAUCCGAAUCUGCUGUCUGCGACGAGCAAGACGGCCCGGUCGCCGUUCGUCAUCGCCUUUACGAGAGUGGGCGCGAAUGCUGGGGCGCAUGUCGUCAACGCCAUCAUCCUCGUCACGAUGUUCUCCGCUAUCAAUGCGGCGCUGUACGUCGGGUCACGCACGCUCUACGGCCUCGCCCAGGAAGGACAAGCCCCCAAGAUCUUCGCAUGGACGAACAAAAACGGUGUCCCGGUCGUGUCUCUGGUUGUCAUGAAUCUUAUCGGCUUCUUAUCUCUUCUCAACCUGUCGUCUGGAGCAGGGGUAGUCUACACCUGGAUUAUUUCCAUCACUGGUGUCGCAACCUUCAUCACAUGGGGUCUGAUUUCUCUCAAUCAUAUCCGUCUGAGGAUGGCCCUCGCUGCGCAGAACAUCAGCGCAGAUGUCCUGCCCUUUCAAGCGCCCGCCUGGCGGUUCUGUGCCUACCUGGGACUUGCUGGCAAUGUCUUCUUCAUCUUCUUCCAGGGUUGGACAUCUUUCGCUCCAUGGGAUGUCGAGGCAUUCUUCCAGAACUACGUCGUCGUUUUGCUAUUCAUCAUUUUGGCUGUGGGCUGGAAGUUUGCAAAGAAGACGAAAUUUGUCAACCUCAAAGAGAUUGACUUGGGCAGCGCGAGGAUGGUUAUCCAAGGUCAAAUGACAGGACAGCCUCAAUGA